AUGAUUCCGGUUAUUCUUCUUACCUGGGGAGACAUGCAAAAUUUCAAACAAGAAAAUCAUGAUUUUACUUUUUGUCUUUUACUUCUCGUUCACUCAGGUUGGUUUCAAUCGAAUCAAUUUUCCUCCUAUGGGUUGUUUUGUUUAGCUUGUGUUAGUUUUUCUUUGAUUGCCACUGCAUUAUUUUGUCAUGCUCUUUUAACAACAAUAACAAUUUUACUCUUGUCUGCUUAUACGGGUAUACAUUUCUACAUUCGAUUUCUAUUCAAUGAAAGAGAUUUCGCUAUCAUUACGCUUCGAUUAGGUUUUGUAUUGAUUUUAUUGAUUCUCUUUGUACCAUGGACGAAUAUUAUGGUCUAUUCAUAUCAAAUGAAGUUUCAGAAAGAAACGAUUUGCUCGCGGGAAGUAACUUUGUCUUGGUUGUUAAAUCUUGAUACAAUCUUAAUUAUUUCUCUCUUGACGUUAAAUGUUCGAAGCAAAGCAAAUUUAAAUCAACAGCAACUGAUUAUCUUUGCAAUCGGUCUUGCAUUGCUUGGUUUAUGGUUAAGUUUAGGGAAGAUUCUGAUAAAAACGUCUCGCCAUUGGAUAGUUUUGACUAGCUUUUAUAUGCUUUCAAUUCUGCAUAUGAUCUGUUUAGCAUAUACAACUUAUUGGGCAAAACUUGAGUAUGAACUACUGUCGAAAAGCAAUCAAAACAAUUUGCUUCCAUUGUUGGUCAUCACAGUGAUCUGUGGGUGUACAAGUGUUCUGGUUCAUCUUCUGACAAUAGUUCUGAGUUUAUCUUUAUCGUGUACAUGA
Adineta ricciae is the source of this 795-nucleotide messenger RNA. The record is from the annotation of a GenBank genome assembly. NCBI's taxonomy places the organism in Eukaryota, Metazoa, Rotifera, Eurotatoria, Adinetida, Adinetidae.